Clupea harengus (Atlantic herring) is the source of this 5056-nucleotide messenger RNA. RefSeq names its product Janus kinase 3 (a protein tyrosine kinase, leukocyte) (gene jak3). NCBI's taxonomy places the organism in Eukaryota, Metazoa, Chordata, Actinopteri, Clupeiformes, Clupeidae. The record is from RefSeq and is a predicted model, not a curated record. Gene Ontology annotation, cellular component: cytosol; membrane; cytoskeleton. Gene Ontology annotation, molecular function: growth hormone receptor binding; non-membrane spanning protein tyrosine kinase activity; ATP binding. Gene Ontology annotation, biological process: cell differentiation; growth hormone receptor signaling pathway via JAK-STAT; protein phosphorylation.
AGUUUGGCUAUGUCUCCAAGGCCAUCAUUUUCAGACUGUUUUUUGUGGUGUGGUUUAUAUGUUCAACAAUACAUAAUGACUAAGGGACUAAUGCAAUGAAUGUUUUUUUAUCCUCUGUCAUUAUGAUGAUGACAGGUGUUUUUCUACUGUCAAAAUUGCCGUUUCCUAAUGCUUUACUAAACAAAUAUCAUAUCACAUGCUGCCACACGUCCACUAGUAGGGCUACUAUAACCCUUUUACUGCUAUUUCACUGUUGUUGCCGUUGUUGUUGCCAUAAUGAUUAAGGACAUUGUGUAGUAUAAUGAGGACCAAUGCUUUAUAAUAGCCUAUAACAUAAUAUAAUAUGUGGGUGAAGGUCGUGGCAGCUGAUUUGGAGGCACCUGAGUUGUAAUAGUAAACACCCACCAAAAGGGGGAGUACACACAUUGUAAGAUCCCUUUUUUGUUAUGUUGGGUAACCCAUGACUACAUUUCAGAUAGAAUAGACCAGGAGGAAUGAAAAUGAACAAGAUGACAUUACAGUUAACAAGAUGUUAUUACAGUAUUACAGUGCAUCAAUAUAACCCGUCAACAAUGAAGAAUAUGAUUCAUCAUACUGUCAGUGUCAACAUUCCUGACUUAGCAUUUUGAAAAUACUGUGUAUCUUUCCUGCUGAAGCCAUGAGUUUCCAUUAAGCCUUUAGUUUCCAUUAGACCUAUUUGAGGUUUUAGUCCUGAUCCCUGGCUCUAGUCCCUUACUCUGACUGUCUCUGUGAUGGUAUACUUAAACUUAGCGUAGAUCUUUUUUGUCUUCUUUUCAAGGGUUCCCCAAAUGCAGAGCGACAGUUUUGUUCUUUUGUCCUACACAGGAACUGGUGACAAACCACAGAAUGCAACAUGCCACACUAUUGAAACAACACACUUUCACAUAUCCAGAUCAGCUACAACUUAAAGGACGUAGACAGGUCCAUGUUUCAAAAAAAAAAAUUCUAAAAGGUAUUUGUUUGUGUGUGUGUGUGCGUGCGUGUGUGUGUGUGUGUGUGUAAAACAAACAAACUGAAGCAUUUUACCAUCUCUAAGGGAUGAGAGCCAAGAGAGGGAAAUGAAAACUGAUGACGUCAAAGUGACAAGCUUGAAGUGAAAAGGAAAUGGAGUAUCGCAGAUACAGGAAGCCUUGUGUCAAAUGCCCCUCACACACACACACACAAAUACACACAAAUGCUCAGGCAGUAGAAUGGCAGACAGAAACAUGAGCACAUGACAGACGGACAUCACCAUCCUAAACAACUGCCAGGCCAGUACUUCAGCCAUGGACUUGAGUGAGGAGGAAACGACUCCUCUGGUGCACAGGGAGAGGGGCAGCAGCCACAGGUCCAGCUGCAGGUCCGGCCUGCAGGUCAAGCUCCACUUCCUCCCGGCCGCCAAAACAGAGUCGAGCUUCUGCAUCCCUAGCGGGCAGAUCUCAGCUGAGAACGUGUGCAUCCAGGCGGCCAAAGAAUGCGGCAUCAUCCCUGUGUUUCACAGUCUGUUUGCCCUGGCCUCUGAGGAUCUUUCGUUCUGGUACCCACCCACGCAUGUCUUUAAUGCUGACGAGGGCAUCACUGUCAAGUAUAGAGUAAGGUUUUUCUUCUCAAACUGGUUUGGCCAAGGCUCAAAAACAUCUUAUCGCUAUAGCCUCAUAAGGGGAAAAGUUAGUGCAGUGCUGGACUACUGUGUCAUCGAUUAUCUCUUUGCUCAGUCACGCAGUGACUUUGUGAAUGGUCAGGCGGGAGUGAGCCCCUCCCUCAGUGUCCAAGAGGAGUGCCUGGGUUUAGCCGUGCUUGACCUGUGGUGCCAUGCCAAAGAGCAGGGCCUGAGCCUGAAGGACAUCGGCAAAAAAGUUGGGUAUAAGUCCUGCCUGUCUGAGAUCCACCGUCAGGAGAUCCAGGGGCUGAGCCGUCUGGCGCGCUAUCAGAUCCGCAAGACAGUGAAACGCUUCCUCAAGAGGCUGGGCUCCUGCAAGGCCAGUGAACGCUACCUGAAGAUCAAGUACCUGAUGGAGCUGGCGGCCAUUGAGCCGGCGCUCGGCACCGAGACAUUCCAACAGGUCACCACCAGACUGAUCCGUGUGUCUGGCGAGACGGGCGUGCAGACCAGGACAGAUGAUGCUGUGGAGUGGAAGACAUUUUGUGACUUCCCAGAGAUCACUGACAUCAGCAUCAAGCGGGUUUGCCAUGAGCAGGUGCCCCAGGAGGGCCGUGUGGUCACUCUCACACGCCAGGAUGACAGGUUUGAGGUAAUUGAGUUCCCCAGUCUGACAGAAGCCCUGUCCUUCGUUUCGCUUGUUGACGGUUACUUCAGACUCACCACUGACUCCACUCACUACUUCUGUCAGGAGGUGGCGCCCCCUAGCCUCCUGGAGGACCUUCAAAAUCACUGCCACGGGCCAAUCACGUCUGAGUUUGCUGUGCACAAGCUGAAGAAGGCUGGGACGAAGAGUAGCACAUUUUUGCUUAGACACAGCCCCCAAGAAUUUGACAAGUACUUCCUCACUGUCUGUGUUCAGACCUCUCUGGGAAAGGACUACAAAGACUGCCUCAUUGUUAGCAAUGAGCAUGUUGGACUGUUUGGUGUCCACAAUUCCUUUGUUCACCUGAGGUCUCUUGUUGAGUUCUACCAGAAAAAUACUUUCCUCCUGGCAGAUGAUCCCAUCACACUCGGCCGAUGCUGUCCUCCUCGCCCUAAAGAGCUAACCAACCUGAUCAUCGUGCGUAACAGCACCUCUGCUGAGCUACAGGGGACCCCAACUCUGCAGCGUCACAAGCCGAGCCACAUCCAGUUCCAGAUGAUCCGCUACGAGGAGCUGGAGCUGGGUGACGGUUUAGGCCGAGGCUCUUUCACAAGGAUUCAUAAGGGCCGCAAGACUGGCACCCGAGAUGGGGAGAAAUAUGUUACAGAUGUUUUACUCAAAAUCCUUGAUGCCGACAACAAAGACUGCUGGGAGUCCUUCUUUGAAGCUGCCAGCAUGAUGAGCCAGGUCUCCCAUAAGCACCUUCUCCAUGUGUAUGGUAUCAGUGUGCAUCGGAGCAACAAUAUAAUGGUACAGGAGUUUGUGAAGUGCGGUGCUCUAGACUUGUACCUAAGGAGGACUCAGUCUGUGUCUUUGAGCUGGAAACUGGAAGUGGCCAAGCAACUCGCCUGUGCCCUAAAUUUCCUGGAGGAAAAAAACAUUGUACAUGGAAAUAUCUGCUCCAAAAAUGUACUGCUGGCCAGAGGAGAGCCCUCCCCAUUCAUCAAACUGAGUGACCCAGGGAUCAGUGUGACAAUGGUGGGGAUAGAUGUUAAACUGCAUAGAAUCCCCUGGGUGGCACCGGAGCUGCUUGAAGAGUCUGAGGCUCUAGAAUUGGAGAGUGACAAGUGGAGCUUUGGGACAACCCUAUGGGAAGUCUUCAAUGGGGGAAAGGUGCCUCUACAAGGCUUUGACCCACAGCAGAAACUGCAAUUCUACAAGAACAGCCACCAGCUCCCCUCCCCAGAGUGGACAGAACUAGCUGACCUCAUCAGCCACUGUAUGAACUACCAGCCCGGUCUGCGCCCAUCCGGUCGAAGCAUCAUCCGCCACCUCAACGGUCUCAUAACAUCAGAUUAUGAGAUUCUGCAUGCAGCCAACAAUAGUGACACCCUCUGGAGAGGCCUGAGUCUACAGUCAUACCACCAGGAGCAGACCGUGUAUGAGGAGAGGCACCUGCGCUACAUAUCUGCCCUGGGAAAGGGUAAUUUCGGCAGUGUGGAGCUAUGCCAGUAUGAUCCACUGGGAGACAAUACUGGGGAGCAAGUCGCCGUCAAGAGGCUUCAGCCCAACAGGCAGGCCAAUCUGGACGACUUCCGUAGGGAGAUCCAGACCAUCAGCUCCCUGCACAGUGACUACAUUGUCAAGUACAGGGGAGUGUGCAAAGCCAUGGGGCUUGGCAGUAUGAGUCUGGUGAUGGAGUAUCUGCCCCAUGGAAGUCUGAUAGGUUAUCUUGAGAAGAAACCCUCGCAUGUCAACCACAGGAGACUACUACUGUUUGCCUCUCAGAUUUGCAAAGGAAUGGAGUACCUUCAGAGUAUGCGUUUCAUACACCGGGAUUUGGCUGCCAGGAAUGUCCUGGUGGCCAGCGACACGCUCGUCAAAAUAGGUGAUUUUGGCCUGACCAAGAUAAUACCCUUUGAUAAGGAGUACUACAAAGUGUCCCAGCCAGGAGAAAGUCCCAUUUUCUGGUAUGCACCCGAGUCCAUUAGUGAGUCCAAGUUCUCUCACAAAUCAGACGUAUGGAGCUUUGGGAUCGUCCUACAUGAACUGUUCUCCUACUGCGAGCUGAGUUUGAACCCCAAAAAGCUUUGUAUGCAGGCUAUUGGCAGUGACAUACAAAUGCAUUGCACCUCAAUGCAUCUUUUCAACAUACUCAAAGACAACUGGAGGCUGCCAGCACCACCACUUUGCCCACCAAAUGUUUACAGCAUGAUGAUGAAAUGCUGGGCUUGGGAGUCAGAGGGGAGGCCAGCGUUCUCCAGCCUUGGGGAGCUGAUCGAAGCCACCCUCCAGGAAGACAGAGACGGGUUCAAAAGUUGCAGGCCCACUGGAUCAUCAUUACUUUAGUGUAAGGCAAAUUCGAUCACCUGUACAUUUGUGCUAAUGCAAAGUCAUUUUCAGCUCCAUACUUCAUUUUAAAGUUUUCAUUCCUUGACAAAAAUCGUUUUUUUUUUUUUUUAGUUUUGAAGCUUGAAUAAACUAUGCUGUCAUUUACCACAAGCGAAAAAAAAGUUUUUGUAUUGUGGUGUUCAGCAAGCAUUUCAUGUGCGUGUGCAUGAUGUAGUUGUGUGCCAGAGUGCAGUACAAAUGAGAGUGAGUGAUUUAUUGUUUAAUUCUGUGUUAACUUUCGAAUUUGGAAUGUCCUGUGUUUUCCGUCUUUGUUUUUUUUCAGUAUGUCAGUAUGUUAUGAUUUAUGCCCCUGUGUGGUUUUCCCUGAUGUUUUGGUGUCUUGCCUACCCUUGCCCUCUGUCUUGUGCCGCCAUAUAUAAUGUUUGUGCCUGAGUGUAAUAAACAGCACAGAAACCAAA